GCAUGGAGGCUCUCACCACUCAGCUGGGGCCGGGGCGCGAGGGUAACUCCUCGCCCAACUCGAAGCAGGAGCUGCAGCCGUACUCGGGCUCCAGCGCUCUCAAACCCAACCAGGUGGGCGAGACCUCGCUGUACGGAGUGCCUAUCGUGUCUCUGGUCAUCGACGGCCAGGAGCGCCUGUGCCUGGCGCAGAUCUCCAACACCCUCCUCAAGAACUACAGCUACAAUGAGAUUCACAACCGCCGCGUGGCCCUGGGCAUCACGUGCGUUCAAUGCACGCCCGUGCAGCUGGAGAUUCUGCGUCGGGCCGGCGCCAUGCCCAUCUCAUCGCGCCGCUGCGGCAUGAUCACCAAGCGGGAGGCCGAGCGCCUGUGCAAGUCGUUCCUGGGCGAGCACAAGCCGCCCAAGCUGCCGGAGAACUUCGCCUUCGAUGUGGUGCAUGAGUGCGCCUGGGGCUCGCGUGGCAGCUUCAUCCCCGCGCGUUACAACAGCUCGCGUGCCAAGUGCAUCAAGUGCGGCUACUGCAGCAUGUACUUCUCGCCCAACAAGUUCAUUUUCCAUUCGCACCGCACACCCGACGCCAAGUAUACGCAGCCCGACGCGGCCAACUUCAACUCUUGGCGCCGUCACCUUAAACUCAGUGACAAGUCGGCCACAGACGAACUGAGCCACGCGUGGGAGGACGUCAAGGCCAUGUUCAACGGUGGCACUCGAAAGCGGACCUUCUCGCUGCAAGGAGGCGGUGGCGCUGCCGACGAGCCGGAGGUGGACGUGGAGUCCAACCGAUUCCCCGACGACGAGGGCGCCCCGGAUGAGACCGAGCCUGGCGCGCCCGCUGCGCCCGGCACAGGAGGCGGCCCAGACGGAGAACAGCUCGCUGGGCCCCCGUCUACCACCUCCUCCGGCGCCGAUGGCCCUGCAGACUCUCCGGACGGCAGUAGCCCUUGUCCCCGGCGCCGCCCAGGGCUACCCCCAGGAGGAAGAUGCGGGAUAAAAGUGGGCGACGAGAGCGGGGGCGGCUUUGACCAGUCCUUGGCUCGGGAACCGGUUCCUGUGUCGGAUGAUGUUCUCGGGGCGCCAAUACUGACCCUGAAUCUACAACAACAGUGGAGCGGCUCCCAAGGGCGCCAGGCUGUGCGCGCGGCGGCGGCGCUGGGGCCCGCGGCCUCCUACCUCUGCACCCCCGAGGCCCACGAGCCAGAUAAGGAAGACAAUCACUCGACCGCCGACGAUUUGGAAACGAGGAAAUCCUACCCAGACCAAAGGAGUAUCUCCCAGCCAAGUCCUGCAAAUACAGACCGAGGCGAAGAUGGGCUCACCCUGGAGGUCACUGCCACGCAGUUAGUGGAGAAAGAUAUCGAGAACCUGGCCAGAGACGAGCUGCAAAAACUGCUCCUGGAGCAAAUGGAGCUCCGCAAGAAGCUGGAGCGAGAAUUUCAGAGUCUCAAAGAUAAUUUUCAGGAUCAAAUGAAGAGGGAAUUGGCUUAUCGAGAAGAAAUGGUGCAACAGCUGCAAAUUGUCAGAGACACUCUGUGUAACGAACUCGACCAAGAGCGGAAGGCGCGCUAUGCCAUCCAGCAGAAGUUAAAAGAAGCCCACGACGCCCUGCACCACUUCUCCUGCAAGAUGCUGACUCCCCGCCACUGCACUGGCAACUGCUCCUUCAAGCCCCCGCUGUUGCCCUAGGGCCGGCCCCGCCGCGCCCCCGCGCCCUCAAGCCAUGCUGCUCUCUUCCUGUAAAUACCUGCGGCCGAGGCGGCCGAGAGCGAGGAACAAGCCAUCCGGACCGGACCGAUGUAAAUACAGCCUCCCGCCCGCCCUCCUCCCGGGCGCCCACUCCCGGGAGCCCCAGCCCAGGGCCCCGGCUCCAUUUCCAAGUGUAAAUACCAUUCUGCCCCACGGUUGAACUCCAAGGCAUUGGACCUCAUGGGGUUAACUGGACAGAGGGGGUAAAAACGGGAAGAGGGAGACUACUCUUCGCCUCUGUACAGCCUCGGACCCCCCAGUUGUGAUUACAAUGUAGCAACUUGGCUGGCGCUGGCCCCGCGCCGGUCCGUCCACUUCUGAAACUUGUUCCUAAUGACAAAGUGGCUAUGUGCAAUGGAUAUACAUGUACUGUGAGUCUCUUGGUUCAGUACUGAGUUUACUUUAUUUAUUUAUGCUGUAUGUUGUUUUGCUUCCUUCUCCUGGACCUGCUUCCUGCCCCGUUUUGCAGUCCCUUUGGGGUUUUGCUUUGUCUCUAUUUUGUUGUAACCUCUUGAUGUAACCAGCACUUUAAAAAGGGCGACAACUGACUCACGAGAUGGAGACCACCUUGACCUGUUUGGGGAGACCACCCUGUACCCGUGACUUUUGUUUUGUUUUUAAUUAAAAAAAAAAAACCUGUCA
Messenger RNA from Myotis davidii, 2387 nucleotides. RefSeq names its product SKI family transcriptional corepressor 1 (gene SKOR1). Lineage: Eukaryota; Metazoa; Chordata; Mammalia; Chiroptera; Vespertilionidae. The transcript is spliced from 10 exons. Bases 3 to 1685 code for a protein of 560 amino acids. Gene Ontology annotation, cellular component: transcription regulator complex; nucleus. Gene Ontology annotation, molecular function: SMAD binding; RNA polymerase II cis-regulatory region sequence-specific DNA binding; DNA-binding transcription factor activity, RNA polymerase II-specific. The record is from RefSeq and is a predicted model, not a curated record. Gene Ontology annotation, biological process: negative regulation of BMP signaling pathway; negative regulation of transcription by RNA polymerase II.